Mycena indigotica is the source of this 1050-nucleotide messenger RNA. RefSeq lists its product as uncharacterized. The record is from RefSeq and is a predicted model, not a curated record. Bases 1 to 1050 code for a protein of 349 amino acids. NCBI's taxonomy places the organism in Eukaryota, Fungi, Basidiomycota, Agaricomycetes, Agaricales, Mycenaceae. The transcript has 2 exons.
AUGGGCCAAAACUGGAAGCUGAAAAACUUUUCGAAACACUGUGAUGCCUAUACAGAUCCACUCAAGCUGGGGGAGAUCCUCUUCUGGGGGCAUCCCGGGGGCAAGCUGCUCUCUUACUUGCGCAAGGUCCAUUUGCCACCGCUCGACGUCUGUGUUGGGCCAUACACUCCUGGGCAAUAUGUGAAGGUUGGCACCACACGUCGGAGGCUGCCAAAACGCAACGCGCGGGAAACGGCCACGGGAAUUGUCGCACUCCCGCUGGAGCUUCUCGACCUGAUCUUCGGCUUCGUCGACGAUCUCAUUGACGCGCUCGUGCUCGGCAUGACGUGCCAACUUCUGUGGGACGUCGGCCGCCGCCAAGUAUAUGCGCUACUCUGUGCCGACGAAGGCUUGCUGAUGUGCUCAUGGGCGGGCGACCGUCUGGCUGUCGUCGGGGAGUACACCGAGCUCAACGAACUGCCCGAAUACUUCUUCCCCAAUGGCCUGGCUAAAUACGAAGAGGGUGCACUGGAUGUCCAAUACUGUAUGGACUUUUGGGAUUUGCUCAACAUCGAGUCCCGCGUGCGACUCCCCCUCCUCGACCGUGUUGGCUUCCGCGGCGAUGCACUCUGGUUGUUUCACCAUGGGCCGGGGAUGCUCACCAAUGUCGCGGUGCAAUUUGAUCCUCCAUUCCAACCGCGUACUGCCGUCCUCCGAAAUCUCACAACAUGUCAAUACGUGCGCCAGGCAGCGCUCGAGGAGAUGCAGGCCCGCUACCGCGAGUCCGAAGAGCUACGCGCCCCGUUCUACACAAAGGCAUCGGUGCUAUUGUGGGAGACCCACCUCGGAGACCUGCUCUAUUGCCAGAUCUGCUGGUCGCUUGACCCCUCGGUAAGCAUGCGGUAUGAGAAGAUUCAUCAAGGUCCUUGGGCGGGGCAUCGUUUUGACAUAGUGGGGGCGGAAUGGCUUGAGCAAACGGAGAAGGAGGGCUGGGUCGAUGCGAGUGAGGAGACAGUGGACGAAUUGGAAGCAAUCUGGCGGUCGGAAUACGCCUACGUCGGCGAAGAUUGA